Molecule: messenger RNA, 576 nt
Organism: Chrysochloris asiatica (Cape golden mole)
Lineage: Eukaryota; Metazoa; Chordata; Mammalia; Afrosoricida; Chrysochloridae
Gene: SSR4
Product: signal sequence receptor, delta
Exons: 6
Coding region: 43-564 (173 amino acids)
Cellular component (GO): membrane; endoplasmic reticulum; endomembrane system
Source: RefSeq, a predicted model, not a curated record
UCUGGGAGUCCGCUUUCUCUUCCCCUCGGCCGAGAAGAGGCGAUGGCGGCGGUGGCAGCUCUCGGAGCUCUGGCUUUCCUCUUGCUGUCCGGCCACACCUGCUGCUCAGCAGAGGCCUGCACGGAGCCCCGGAUCACGCCUUCCUACUACACCACUUCCGAUGCCGUCAUCGCCACGGAGACUGUCUUCAUUGUGGAGAUCUCCCUGACCUGCAAGAACAGGGUCCAGAACAUGGCUCUUUAUGCCGACGUCAGUGGAAAACAGUUUCCUGUCACCCGGGGCCAGGACGUUGGGCGUUAUCAGGUGUCCUGGAGCCUGGACCACCAGAGCGCCCACGCAGGUACCUAUGAAGUCCGAUUCUUCGAUGAGGAGUCCUAUAGCCUCCUGAGGAAGGCUCAGAGAAAUAAUGAGGAUACCUCCUUCAUCUCGCCCCUGUUCACGGUCAGCGUGGACCACCGGGGCACCUGGAAUGGGCCCUGGGUCUCCACCGAGGUGUUGGCUGCCGUCCUUGGCUUGGUGAUCUACUACCUGGCCUUCAGCGCAAAGACCCACAUCCAGGCCUGAGGCCCCAUGGCA